CUGGCAGUAAUCGCACAGUUUUUCCUCGACCGUCCGUGUGUUAAUCUCGCGUGUGCGGCCCCCUCCGAGAGCGAAUUCUGCUGCUGCUGCUGCUGCUCCACGCUGUCUCUGGCGCUUCGUUUACCCACGGGAAAAACUCGUGCGACGCAAAACAGUGACGCGUGUUUGCAUUAAGUGGUUCUUGUUUUUUUUUUUUAGUUAAAAACAAAAUUAAAUAUUUUUGUGUAAAAAUAAAUGUUUCGUAAAGUUUUGUAAUUCGUUCCAUCCAACAUUCGAUCGCUGAAAUUUCGUUCCAUUGCAAUCGCCGAUCGACCAGGCGCCGUCCCGAGUGACGAAGCAACAAGGCGCCCUGACACUGUCCAGCGCCGCCACAACUGUGCCGCACACAACCUCCUCUUCCCCCCCCACGAACGGGUUGCCAAAGGAAAAGGGUUUCGGGCAAGGGUUCCCGUGGAUCGUGAACGGCAUGUCAGUCAGUUGCUCUGCGAUCGCGAAACACGCCAAAGCUUUCGCAGUGGUGCUCUGUAGGGGAAAAUAAACAACAACAGCAGCCACGUGCUUACGGUGAAGACGUAGCGAACGCAAGUGCACCAAUCAAUCGACAAAGUGAAUAUAGGGAAAAAAUAGGGAAAAUGUUGGAAAUUGUGAAGAGAAGCUUUAUCUGAAAGUACAUCCAAGCUAAACGUUUGAAUUGAGUGUUGCUGUGUUUUUUUCCGGUAAUUUGUUGCUCCUAGCGAGCGUAAAGUGCGUUCCGAGGAAGUGUCGUUGUGUUUAAAGAUUGUACGAAAGUUUGAUGCUACGGUGAAUCGGUGCUGAAGUGUAAGCAAAAGUGUGUUCUACCAAAUUUUUGUCUUUGUACAGUGCAAGCGAGGCGUCAAGAAAAGGGUGCCAAAAAACACUCAAAACCAACAGGUUAGUGGCCAAGCGGGAGAAUCCUCUGCAUUGGAUUUUAAAAAUCAAAUUAAUCCUCCAAUAAGACAACGACAGUGCGUGGUACUAUUCAUCUGCAAGCAGCUCAUGGCAGUGUUGUGAACCGCAAUAGAAAAGCAACGUGUUACCGCCGCGCCCACCAAAGCACCCACCGCCAAUGCUGCUGCUGCAGUGUUCGUUGCGCGGCCGGCAGUGACUCGCGACGAAAGAUGCGCUUCCCUCGCUUCGAACCAACCGAAAAUGAGCAUCCAAUCGGCCGAAGUGCAUCGACCAUCCGGCAGCGGUUCCGGCAGCGACCAUGCACCGAUCUGCGCGCUCGCACUAGCGCCCCGUACCGCCCAGCCGCCCCGGCGCAGUGACCGGCCGGCGGGUCGUGGCGUGGCAGCGGCCAGCGGCAAAAUGGUUCCGACCAGCGACGUGCCGGCGAAGCUGACGCUGCUGCUUAUGCUGCUAAUUGCCGUUAUUGACCACGGUGAAGCGGGCACCUGUUGGUUGCGGCGGUUCGACUCGUCGGGAAAGUGCAGCCAGCUGUUCGCACGCAACGUGACGCGGGAGAGCUGCUGCGGGGCCGGUGCCAGCGGUGGGAAGGGCUACAGCGAACGGGACAUUCCCGACGUCGGCCUGUUCUUCCUCAACGCGUUCAACGACGGGAUGGAGUGCACAUCAUGCCUAGAUACCUGCGAUCGGACAAAAUGCGGCCCGAACAAACGGUGCGUGAUGCGUCGCAACCGCCCGAAGUGCAUCUGUGCACCGAGCUGCAGCGGGGGCAGCAACAAACGGCGCCCCCAAACACCCCGACGCAACAACCGGCUGCAUCAGCUGCACCAGCAGCAGCACCAGCAGCAGGAGGAGCAGCCGCGCUUUCACCAGCAAAACAUUAAGGUGAUCAACCUGAGCGAAAGCCAGCGCGGCCACCGACAGUAUUUCGCCGACGCCGGGCGGCAACCGAGACCGCGCCAGCUCCGGUACACGGGAAGCCCGGAGAAGGGCGGCAGGAGUGUAAAAAAGACUAGCCUAAGUGAGAACCGACCACCACCGCCGCCAGCCGACGGUGGCAGCCAAAGAGCGAGCGCCAAGCACGGCGCGAAGGAUAAUGCUAAAGCUAGGAAGCAUAAUUUAUUGGAAUCUGUGACAUUAGUGAGUAGUAGUAGCAGCCAUAGUAGUAGUGCUAGUAGUAAUCGUGCAGGCAGCAGCAGUAGUAGCGGUAAGCAUAGUAGAAGCAGUAGCGGCACGUCCAAAGGCACCCCGUCCACCGGCAACUGCACCGUGGCGGGCAUCGGUCCAGCACCGGCCGGCUGCACCGCGCCGGGACGCGGCUGGACCGGUGGCGAACGGAUCGUUCUACAGCAGAACGGGCUAGCUUUAAAUUAUCCCACCGGCAGUAAGGGUGCGGCAGCAAAAGGACACGGUGCUGCUGCUGCGACAUCGGUCCCACCCAACACAACGCGACGCCACCAUCGGAAGAGUCCAGCGGUGCCGGUGCGCGGUGGCAACCAGACGACGAGCGAACAAACCCACCGAAAGGCCACGACCGUGGCACCGUUUGUCGCGUUCGGGAAGCCAAAGCUGCUGCGGGUGCCGCGGGUCGGCCGCAAGCAGAACGCGACCGCGGUGCGGGUGCCGCGCCGCGAGCCAAACUAUUUGGAUGACGUUUUCUUCAUCGAGAACUAUCACAGCAAGCAGCGACGCAAUCGCAAGCACCCGGGCCUACCGAUCGAGGAUGUGUGGGGCAACGAAAUUAUGCAUCAGGCUAGUUUCUACAACCCAGUUUGUGGCACAGACGGUCGAACGUACAAAACGGAGUGUCAGCUAAAGAAGCGUGCUUGCCGGCAAGAGAUCACAUCCCUGAUGGUAGCCUACAAAGGACAUUGUCAAACAUCCUGUAAGUUUGUACAGUGUCCGGAUGGGAAGCGCUGCAUCGAAGACCAGAACGCCACCCCGCACUGUGUGUCCUGCGGCGUAGCGGAGUGUCGUGCUGAUCGAUCACCUAAAUCCGUCGUCUGCGGUACGGACGGGAUCACCUACCCAAGUAUCUGCGAGCUGAAACGGCAGGCCUGUCUAAACGGUCGGGCCAUUCCGGUCGCUUACCGGGGAAGAUGUGUUGAAGCCGCCACUUGCGAGACGAUCAAGUGCAAGGAUCGGCAGCACUGUCUAACGGAUCUGAAAACGCAUAAACCGCGCUGUGUCAGCUGCAGCUACAAAUGUCCCCGCUCGAAACGCCAGCAGGGCUACGGAAAACUGUACCGUGAUGCCAAAAAUGUUCCCUUCUACGAUCACAACGUGAAGCUGUGCGGCACCAACAAUCGAACAUAUCACUCCUGGUGCCACAUGCAGAAGGACUCCUGUACGACGGGAUUCUACAUCGACGUCCAGCAUGGCGGCUCGUGCGCCUUUGGAAGAUAAACCCACCAAAAGGAUCGAUUCGGGUUCGAUCGAUCCGAUCUGUCGAAUAAACGUCACACAGUAAAAUGAAUGUGACUGUGUCGUAUCUGCAAGCGCAAGAUACCAGCACCGGAAGUAUAAUAAACGUUAAUGCAAGAGAGAGAGAGAGAGAGAGAGAGAGAGCGAGAGAAGAAACAGUAAGAUAAUUGAACAAAAAAACGGGAAGUACAUUUGUCGAGAGGAGUGUGUUGGGACAGAAAAGAUGUAAAGAAAUACUUAUCAAUGGUACAUAUUUAACUGUAAAUUUAGAAACGCAACCACCAGAAGAGGAGCACACACAUUACCGAGCAUUUUUUUUGUUUUUUUUUUUUUUUAAUUAUUUUUUAUUUAUGAACCAACAAUCCGUCACUUCGUUAAGUUAUUUAUUUACCAAAACCGUGUAGGAAAGUAGCAUGCAUAUUGCACUAUAAGCAAAUCGAAACAUAGAAGCAGUGUGGUGUAGAAAUGGUUGUACAUAAUACAAAACAAAUCAUAAUUUAAACUGUAGUGUACGUCUGUCGACAACAAUAUGUCACAAGACGCUAGACCGUUCGCUGUAGGUGUAGAAAUAUUUAACCCGAGCCGACCCGUGUCACUGCGUCCCCUUUACUACUAUCUGUCAGAACAGCACAGUACACCCACCUAGGAGCGCGGUUACGGUUUUAUGAGUAGUUGUAAGUAAGCUGUUUUAUGUAUUUUUAUUUUAUUUUUUGCUUUCUAAAACUUCAAGCACUAUUUAUUGUACCUUACCCCCUGGUCGAAUGCUGUAUCCGAGCACGGCCAUGGAGCAAAUCGGUGGAAGCGGAGGGGAAGCGAGCAUGUAUAGUAGUGAAAUUUACGCGAAACGUUUGUCGAUAGGAUUUCCCUAGCAAUCGAAACCAAAAGAACACGAAAGAGAACGGUCACAGCAGAAGACAGUAGAAGGAAGGAAGGAAAUUUAUCAACCCUAAACGAUGUACUUUAAUCUCGCCACUCUAGGGCGAUAAUAUAUAAUAAUUCUUGAAAAGAUUUAAAAAACGAAUUGGCAAAAAAAAAACAACAAUGCUAAACCACAAAACAAGGAAAAAGACAGUGUGCUUGGUGGCAGUGAAUGUUUCGAGUGCCAGCAACCAGGAGUGUAAGAGUGUUGCGAAUAAAAUCAACAAGCUGAAGCAUCAUCAAACAAGUAAAUCAAUUGGUGCUCCGCAAAAUAAAAACACAACCCACACAUUGCGAGCUGUUCCGUUGUAUACAGAUAGCAGACAAAUCAAUGCACCGUAGCCGUUUAUCCACGUGCCACCAAUCUAUUACAAUCAACUGUGUUCGGCGUCGUCGCGUGGCGCUGGGACAUCAAAACAAACA
Molecule: messenger RNA, 4692 nt
Organism: Anopheles gambiae (African malaria mosquito)
Lineage: Eukaryota; Metazoa; Arthropoda; Insecta; Diptera; Culicidae
Gene: Fs
Exons: 9
Coding region: 1171-3333 (720 amino acids)
Molecular function (GO): protein binding
Source: RefSeq, a predicted model, not a curated record